AUGGCCCGUGUAACUUUCGACCAAUGUAAAGGCUUCAAUGAAGCUUUUUUAGGAGUAAUUGAAGUACCUCCUGCACCUCACCCUUUCCCUAGAGCAUUUGAGCCUACAAAGGCUCUUACACGUCCAGUAGAUGAAGGUGGUGGUGGUGGCACAUUAUGUCCCUUUCCACCAGGUGGUGGAGGUGGAGUGGGUGUCAAACCCCGCCUAGGGGGUGGUGGAGCAUUAGGUGCCUUUGGUGCUGGUGGAGGUGCAGGUGGAUUUGAACCUUGCCUAGGAACUUCUCAAGGAGGUGGAGGAGGUGCAGGUGGCCUUUUAGAAUUGCUUGUAGGUGGAGGUGGUGGAGGUGCCAGCGAAAAUGACUUAUUUGAUGUAGAGUAUGAAGGUAGAGGUGGUGGUGGUGGUGGAUGGGCCAAUGGAGUUGACCUAUUUGAUGUAGAGGAUGAAGGUGGAAACGGUGGUAGUGGUGGAGGUGCCAACGAAGUUGACCUAUUUGAUGUAGAGAAUGAAGGCGGUGGUGGUGGUGGAAGUGGAGGGCCCUUGAGAGAGACGGAAGGGGGAGGUGGGAGAGGUGGGGGAGUUACUCAAG
Messenger RNA from Nicotiana tabacum (common tobacco), 586 nucleotides. NCBI's taxonomy places the organism in Eukaryota, Viridiplantae, Streptophyta, Magnoliopsida, Solanales, Solanaceae. The record is from RefSeq and is a predicted model, not a curated record.